Messenger RNA from Serinus canaria (Common canary), 3154 nucleotides. RefSeq names its product tubulin gamma complex associated protein 3 (gene TUBGCP3). The transcript has 22 exons. Lineage: Eukaryota; Metazoa; Chordata; Aves; Passeriformes; Fringillidae. The coding region runs from base 192 to 2915 and encodes 907 amino acids. The record is from RefSeq and is a predicted model, not a curated record. Gene Ontology annotation, biological process: microtubule nucleation; cytoplasmic microtubule organization; meiotic cell cycle. Gene Ontology annotation, cellular component: spindle pole; gamma-tubulin small complex; centrosome. Gene Ontology annotation, molecular function: microtubule minus-end binding; gamma-tubulin binding.
GGGGCAUUAUGGGCGCGCGGUCGCGGCUGCGGUUUUCGGCGGGUCCCGUGAAAAUGGCGCCGUAGGCGGGAGCGGGAGGUGCCGCCGGCUCCCUGCGCUGCUGACCGGGCGGCGUGUCCUCGCCCCCUUCCUUCUCUCCGCCACCCCGCCGUGAUCCGGCUCUGCCGUCCGCUCCCGGCCCCCGCGCCGCGAUGGCGACUCCGGACCAAAAAUCGCCCAACGUUCUGCUGCAGAGCCUCUGCUGCCGCAUCCUGGGCAAGAGCGAAGCUGAUGCAGCCCAGCAGUUUCAGUAUGCAGUGAGAGUUAUUGGAAGCAAUUUUGCUCCCACUGUUGAGCGUGAUGAAUUUCUUGUAGCGGAGAAAAUCAAGAAAGAACUUGUGCGACAAAGAAGGGAAGCAGAUGCUGCUUUGUUUUCAGAACUCUACAGAAAACUCGGUUCACAGGGCAUUUUGAAAAACAAAUGGUCAAUACUCUACCUCCUGCUUAGCCUUAGUGAAGAUCCACGUAAACAGUCUAACAAGGUGUCAAGUUAUGCCACGCUUUUUGCUCAAGCGUUGCCACGGGAUGCUCACUCAACCCCUUAUUACUAUGCCAGGCCUCAGACCCUUCCAUUGAAUUACCAAGACCGCAGUGCUCAGUCUGCCCAGAGUUCCUGCAGCAUGGGGAGCAGUGGGAUCAGCAGCAUCAGCCUCUAUGCCCUAAAUGGGCCAACUCCAACUCCACAGUCACUCAUUCCAGGACAAUCCUAUCAAGCUCCGGGUGUUGGAGAUUGCCUCCGUCAGCAGCUAGGCUCACGUCUUGCAUGGACUUUAACUGCAAGCCAGCCUUCCUUACAAAGCACUACCUCAAAAGGCUUUUCAAAUCCUGUCUCUCGUGGUGUGCCGAGGUCGAGGCGAGAAGGGGAUACAAGUGGUUCUGUUGAAAUAACGGAAGCAAAUCUUGUAAGAGAUGUUUUAUAUGUCUUCCAGGGAAUAGAUGGCAAAAACAUCAAAAUGUGCAAUUCUGAAAAUUGCUAUAAAGUGGAGGGAAAGGUGAGCUUGUCAAAAUCUCUCCGAGAUACUACAAGCAGACUUGCAGAGUUGGGGUGGCUACAUAACAAAAUAAGGAAAUACACAGACCAGAGGAGUUUGGAUCGAGCGUUUGGGCUGGUGGGACAGAGUUUUUGUGCAGCCUUACAUCAGGAACUUAAAGAAUACUACCGACUUCUGUCUGUUUUACAUUCUCAGUUACAACUGGAAGAUGAUCAGGGCGUGAAUUUGGGACUUGAGAGCAGUUUAACACUUCGCCGUCUUCUAGUCUGGACAUAUGACCCCAAAAUAAGGUUAAAGACCCUUGCAGCACUUGUUGAUCACUGUCAAGGGAGAAAAGGUGGUGAACUAGCCUCAGCAGUUCAUGCCUAUACUAAAACAGGAGAUCCCUACAUGAGAUCUCUGGUUCAGCACAUUCUUGGCCUAGUAUCCCAUCCUGUCCUGAACUUCCUGUAUCGCUGGAUUUAUGAUGGAGAGCUGGAGGAUACAUACCACGAGUUUUUUGUAGCUUCAGAUCCUACAGUUAAAACUGAUCGGUUGUGGCAUGACAAAUACACUUUGAGGAAAUCAAUGAUCCCAUCUUUUAUUACAAUGGAACAGUCAAAAAAGGUCCUUUUAAUAGGAAAAUCCAUAAACUUCUUGCAUCAAGUUUGUCAUGACCAAACUCCAUCCACAAAGAUGAUUGCUGUUGCAAAAUCUGCAGAGUCUUCAAAAGAUGCUGCUGAUUUGUUCACAGAUCUGGAAAACGCAUUUCAAGAGAAAAUUGAUGCAGCUUAUUUUGAAACCAGCAAAUACCUGCUGGAUGUUCUCAAUAAGAAGUACAAUUUGCUGGAACACAUGCAGGCCAUGAGGCGCUACUUGUUACUUGGUCAAGGAGACUUUAUCAGGCAUUUAAUGGACUUGCUCAAGCCAGAGCUUGCACGACCAGCUACAACCUUAUAUCAGCAUAAUCUAACUGGAAUCCUGGAAACGGCGGUGAGGGCCACGAAUGCGCAGUUCGAUAAUCCCGAGAUUCUCAAGCGAUUGGAUGUUCGACUCCUGGAGGUAUCUCCUGGGGACACUGGAUGGGAUGUCUUCAGCUUGGACUAUCAUGUUGAUGGGCCAAUAGCAACGGUAUUUACACGUGAGUGCAUGAGCCACUAUCUAAGAGUAUUUAAUUUCCUUUGGAGAGCGAAGAGAAUGGAGUAUAUUCUUACUGAUAUAUGGAAAGGGCACAUGUGCAAUGCAAAGCUUCUGAAAAGUAUGCCAGAGCUUUCUGGUGUGCUGCAUCAGUGUCACGUUCUGGCAUCGGAAAUGGUCCAUUUCAUUCAUCAAAUGCAGUACUACAUUACAUUUGAGGUGCUUGAAUGUUCAUGGGAUGAACUCUGGAACAAGGUCCAACAAGCACAGGACUUGGAUCACAUCAUUGCAGCUCAUGAAGUUUUCCUGGACACAAUCAUAGCUCGGUGCUUGCUGGAUAGUGAUUCCAGGGUACUUCUCAACCAGCUUCGAGCAGUUUUUGACCAGAUCAUUGAGCUCCAGAAUGCCCAAGAUGCAAUGUACAGAGCUGCUCUGGAGGAGCUGCAGCUGAGGUUGCAAUUUGAAGAGAGGAAAAAACAGCGUGAGCUUGAGGGCAAGUGGGGUGUAACUGCAUCAGAAGAGGAAGAAGAGAACAAGAGGAUGAAAGAAUUUCAAGAUUCAAUACCUAAAAUGUGCUCACAGCUGCGAAUACUCACUCACUUUUACCAGGGAAUUGUCCAGCAGUUCUUGGUCUUGUUGACAACCAGUUCAGAUGAGAGCCUUCGGUUCCUGAGCUUCAGGCUGGACUUCAACGAGCACUACAAGGCCAGGGAGCCGCGGCUGCGAGUGUCGCUGGGCACGCGGGGCAGACGGAGCUCGCACAUGUGACACAGCUGCCAGGGCCAGCAGCGGUGACACAGUGCAGCCAGACUGUGGGAUCUGUGUCUCUGCUGCUGCAGGCAACAUGUUCUCAGCCAGUGAUUGUGUGACACUGGAUAGCAGAAAGCAAAAAAAGCAGGGUUUUUUACACUGAUGUUUCUAGAAUUACCAGACUGUAUGGGCUGAUUGAACCUCAUCCAAUCAACUGGUCAAACCAUCCUUUUAAAUAAAUGCCAAUUUUAUUUGAA